This is a messenger RNA of Schistocerca nitens (vagrant locust), 1668 nucleotides long. RefSeq names its product solute carrier family 41 member 1-like. Gene Ontology annotation, biological process: monoatomic cation transport. The transcript is spliced from 9 exons. The record is from RefSeq and is a predicted model, not a curated record. The coding region runs from base 317 to 1606 and encodes 429 amino acids. Lineage: Eukaryota; Metazoa; Arthropoda; Insecta; Orthoptera; Acrididae. Gene Ontology annotation, cellular component: plasma membrane. Gene Ontology annotation, molecular function: monoatomic cation transmembrane transporter activity.
CACCGUCGCACUGACCACGGAGGAGGCUCGCCUGCUCGCCCUAGGCCUCUCGCCGACUCCGUCGCGUGAGGAGCAAGGUGGUAUUGCGGGACCGUGUGAGGAGCAUGAAUUGGAAUUCCUUGAAGCUCUCCAAGCGGCUGGCGACGAUGACGAUGUCCCGUACAUCGAUGCCACCAACGGGGCAGACUUCGACAUCAAUGCUUGCGCCAGUAGGGAGGAAUUAUCCGUUGUCAAAAGCGGACCUCAGCAGGGGGAGGUGGACCGGGUGGAGACUGAGACGACCACGCGGGACGAUUCCGGAGAUUUCCUCGAGCAGAUGACGGAGGAGACACCAGGUGAAGACGUGCCGGAGACCUACUGCGACAUCAUACGCCAGGUGCUGCCUGCUUUCCUCAUUGCCGGCGCGGGAAUGGUGUGCGCAGGGCUCUACCUCGAUCUAGUUCAGGAAUGGAAAGCCUUCAAACAUUCUGAAAUAGUUGUACUGGUACCUGCACUGCUUGGACUCAAGGGAAAUCUGGAAAUGACACUAGCGUCCCGCCUAUCAACUGAGGCAAAUCUGGGACAUCUGAAAGAGCGCAGAGAAAAGUGGUCAAUAAUCUUGGGGAAUUUAGCACUUGUGCAAUCCCAGGCUAUUAUUGUGGGCCUCCUGGCAGCUAUAUUAUCAGUUUUGAUGGUAGCCAUUUACCAUGGAAAGUUCAAUAUCAUUCAUGCUCUGCUGGUGUGUUCUUGUGGAGUCCUUACAGCAUCAGUAGCAAGUCUCAUCUUAGGUGUGGUUACUGCUGUUGUAAUUGUCACAUCAUACCGCAUGAAAGUGAAUCCAGACAAUAUCGCAACACCUAUAGCAGCAAGCCUUGGUGACAUAACUUCACUAUUUCUCUUAUCUUGGAUUGCAACCUGGCUUUAUGAUGUCACUGAUGAACUAUCUUACAUGCCAGUUAUCAUUAUUGUACUUUUUGCAUUUACUACUCCAUUCUGGGUUUGCUUUGCAAAUCGGAAUAAGUACACAAGGUCUGUUCUUACUAGUGGUUGGAGUCCUGUCAUUGCAGCAAUGGGAAUAAGCACUAUUGGUGGUCUGUUCCUGGAUGUUCUAAUGUCAAAAUACCCAACAAUUGCUGUUUUCCAACCUGUUAUCAAUGGUGUAGGGGGCAACCUUGUGUCUGUCCUGUCAAGCAGGUUAUCAACCUGCUUACACAGGAAACACCAGUUUGGCCAUUUACCACCAGGGACAAGGAUAUGUAUAAGUCCAUUUGAUGCAUUUUGUUCCAAAGAGGCAGAUUCCAAAACAGCACGGGUUCUUAUGUCAAUGGUGGUACCUGGACACCUAAUAUUCACUUUCGCCAUCAAUUAUAUGCAGACAGGCAAAUUAUACCCCAGUAUACCCUUCCUCUUAUUGUACAUCUCUGCAGCUGUUGUGCAGGUGGGGCUGCUGCUUUACCUUGCAUAUGUGUUAACAUAUUUUUUCUGGAGCAGGAUGGUAGACCCUGAUAAUGCAACUAUACCAUAUCUAACAUCACUUGGGGAUGUGUUAGGAAUAAUUUUACUAGGAGCGACAUUUGAGUUUCUUUCUUUAUGUGGUGUGCAUCUGGAACAUAAUAAAAAAGAAUAAACACUCAUGCCUUCAAAAUAAAGAUACAGUGACAUUAUUUUUUUAAAAGUUGUAUAAUAUGU